Messenger RNA from Aegilops tauschii subsp. strangulata, 1301 nucleotides. RefSeq lists its product as uncharacterized. The record is from RefSeq and is a predicted model, not a curated record. NCBI's taxonomy places the organism in Eukaryota, Viridiplantae, Streptophyta, Magnoliopsida, Poales, Poaceae. Gene Ontology annotation, biological process: protein transport.
ACCGCCUCAUCACCACUCACCACGCACCCUCCCCCCCAAACCGUCAGCACUCAGCCACCUGGGCUUCGCUCGCCGACCGAUGGGGAGGACGCUGGACGUGCUGCUGGGCCGAACCACCAAGCAGACGGCGCGCCUCAAGUCCCUCCUGGGGCUGGCCACGAAGCGGAUCGCCGUGGUGCGCGCCCACCGGGAGGUGCGGUGCGCGCAGGCGCGGGGGGACGUGGAGCAGCUGCUGCGGCAGGGCCACCCGGACCGGGCCCUCCUCCGCGCCGAGCAGGUGAUCCGGGAGCGGGACACGCUCGACGUCCUCCUCCUGCUCGACGCCUACUGCGCGCUCCUCGCCGACCGCUCCGCGCUGCUCGACGCGCACCGCGACUGCCCCGAGGAGCUGCGGGAGGCGGCGGCGGGGCUCUGCUACGCGGCGGCGCGCUGCGGGGAUCUGCCCGAGCUGCAGGAGGCCCGCGCCCUCCUCGCCGCCAAGUUCGGCCGGGGCUUCGCGUCCGCCGCCGCCGAGCUCCGCGCCGGCUGCGGCGUCAACGCCAAGCUCGUGCAGCGGCUCUCCACGGCCCUGCCCAGCCUCGAGAGCCGCCAGAUGGUGCUCCUCGAGAUCGGCGCCGACAAGGACAUCCCCGUGCGCCUUCACAGCGACGCCGCCUCCUACGGCCACGAGGAUUCGGCCGGCCGCUCCCACCAUGGCCAUGGCCACAGGAAGAAGAGGCACGACGACGACGACGACCGACGGCACGCGACGCCGCGGGCCGAGGAGCCGGAGGGAGACAAGGCCGACUCGAAGCUGACAUUCAAAGACGUGGAAGAGGCGGCGCAGGCCGCCUUCGAAUCGGCUGCCACGGCGGCGGCGGCCGCCAAGGCUGCCAUAGAGCUCUCGCGAGCAGGGUCCGGCAGCACCGACGACAGGCACAGGAGGAACCCAGGAAGGGCGCAUGCCGACGACGAGAUGCUCCACGGCGGCGAGGAUCUGGCCGAUGCAAAGAAAUUCGGAAGGAUCGGACAUGUUCGGAACUACAGCUCAGACGCAGAGGAUCUGCCGGAGGAACGCGGAGAAGAGCAGGAUACGCCCAGGAGCAGGCCGGCUUCAGUCAGGACGAACAGAAGACUCUAGCAGUCUAGCUGCAGCCAUAUGGCCACAGCAGAGAUGGUUUCUUGAUUUAGUUGUAUUGAUUGAUAGCAGUUGAACUCUUGCAGCUAUAUAUUGCAGAUCAUUCGUUAUUAAAUUUUGUGUAUGCCAUGUAAAUAGAGAAUUGGGAAAGUAAAUAUUAAUAUGAUUCCGAUUUUUCACCGAA